Molecule: messenger RNA, 1766 nt
Organism: Oreochromis aureus
Lineage: Eukaryota; Metazoa; Chordata; Actinopteri; Cichliformes; Cichlidae
Product: divergent protein kinase domain 1A-like
Exons: 6
Coding region: 218-1501 (427 amino acids)
Source: RefSeq, a predicted model, not a curated record
CUUCAGUUCUUUGCAAGCAUCUGUAUAGACAGCACGCUAAUGCUAAGCUAGCCAAGAACCCAGAGUGACGUAAAAGCUGAGUGAAUGCUGACCCCAGUCCAGCUGCCAGAUCCUGAACUUCAACAGGGUCACUCCAACAGGCGUUGCCUGAUACGAAUGUGAAGUGCACACCGAAUUUAUUGCUUCAGCAGCUGCUGUGAGAUGUUCGGCAUUUGCAAUGGCAAGAGGUCUGUUUCCAUGGGGGUUCUUCAGAAAGCCUCUGUACAUCCAGGCGAGGUUCUCGUACCUGCACAUGAAGUACCUGUUCUUCUCAUGGCUGGCAGUGUUCGUGGGGAGCUGGAUAGUCUAUGUGGAGUACUCAUCCUACACAGAGCUGUGUCGUGGGCACGAGUGCAAAAACUCAAUAUGUGACAAAUACAAAAAAGGAGUCAUUGAUGGCUCAGCCUGCAGCAGCUUGUGUGAGAAACAGACUCUUUACCUGGGAAAGUGCCUCACUGCCAACCCCAACAGCCAGGUUUACUCGGGGAGCUGGGGAGACCUAGAGGGUGUUAUUAAGUGCCAGAUGGAGGAGGCUCCUCAUUAUGAUUUGGGAGGUGAGCCCAGGAAAGAGACUUCUGCAGCCUUCAACAAACCAACCAAGGGAACCUCAGUGGAAAAGUUCAGAGAGAUGAUCACUGACCACCUAAAGGCCAAAGUGGGGGAUCAGGCAAACCUCGCUGACCUGGCAACUCAAGUAUUGUCCAUUGCAGAUGGCAAUAAGGACAGCCAUAUCUCACUGCCAGAGGCUCGCUCCACAUGGGCUUUGUUGCAGCUCAAUGAAUUCCUAUUGGCUUUAGUCCUGCAUGACAGAGAGCACACACCCAAGCUACUGGGCUUCUGUGGAGAUCUAUAUGUCACGGAGAAAGUACCACACUCUCCCUUGUAUGGGAUUAGUCUACCCUGGAUUAUCGAAAUGUGGAUCCCUGCCGGUCUGCGGCGCAGCAUGGACCAGUGGUUCACUCCAUCCUGGCCACACAAGGCCAAGAUCUCCAUUGGACUGCUGGAGCUGGUCGAGGAUAUUUUCCACGGCACUUUUGGAAGCUUCCUCAUGUGCGACGUGAGCGCCACCACUUUCGGUUACAACGACCGCCACGACUUGAAGGUGAUGGAUGCACGCCACAUCGUGCCUGAAGCCAUCUUCCAAGAAGUCAUCAGGCAGCAGCGCUGCGACGUGGACGAGGACUGUCUGUAUGGAGCCGACUGCCUAACUUCCUGUGACCUCACCAAGCAUCGCUGCACAACAGAGGUCACCAGGCCAAACUUAGCCAAAGCCUGUGACACACUCAAGGACUACAUUCUGAGGGGAGCGCCAUCUGAUAUGAGCGAGGAGCUCGAGAAGCAGCUGUACGCUUGCAUCGCACUGAAAGGUUCAGCAGAACAGAUGGAAAUUGAACACUCACUCAUUCUAAACAACCUCAAGACUUUGCUGUGGAAGAAAAUCUCUCACACGAAAGAUUCCUAAUAAGGAUUGCACAACGGCACAAUGACUGACGCUUGCCCUUUAAGUUUCUUAAUAAAGCGGACAAUCAUUUUCACCGUGGAAACUAAUAAUCCUGUGGUAUUCAAUGUUUAACAGAUGUAUUUUAAGUUGGCACUAUAGGUGUCAGCAAUGUCACCAAUAUUAAAUCAUGUACACAAACGGACUCCGUUAGGAUUAACUGCAGUAAACAGUGCAAUUUUUUUGAAACCAGGAUGAAGGUGAAUAAUAAAUUUGAUGUAAGAUCCUG